Messenger RNA from Myotis davidii, 1511 nucleotides. RefSeq names its product endoplasmic reticulum lectin 1 (gene ERLEC1). NCBI's taxonomy places the organism in Eukaryota, Metazoa, Chordata, Mammalia, Chiroptera, Vespertilionidae. Gene Ontology annotation, cellular component: endoplasmic reticulum lumen. The record is from RefSeq and is a predicted model, not a curated record. Gene Ontology annotation, biological process: endoplasmic reticulum unfolded protein response; retrograde protein transport, ER to cytosol.
UGGGCCCGGGCGGACCGGUGCUCUUGGUCCUCUGCGGCCUCCUAGAGGCGUCCGGCGGCGCCCGAGCGCUCCCCCAACUCAGCGAUGACAUCCCUUUCCGAGUCAAGGCCCGGCACCGAGUUCUCUCUGCCCACAACUGGAGUUUUGUAUAAAGAAGAUAAUUAUGUCAUCAUGACAACUACACAAAAAGAAAAAUAUAAAUGCAUUCUUCCUCUUGUGACAGGUGGGGAUGAGGAAGAAGAAAAGGAUUAUAAAGGUCCUAAUCCAAGAGAGCUACUGGAGCCACUAUUUAAACAAAGCAGUUGUUCCUACAGAAUUGAGUCUUAUUGGACUUAUGAAGUAUGUCAUGGAAAACAUAUUCGGCAGUACCAUGAAGAGAAAGAAAGUGGUCAGAAAGUAAAUAUUCACGAGUACUACCUUGGGAAUAUGUUGGCUAAGACUCUUCUACCUGAAAAAGAAUAUAGUUGUCUUCCUUUCAGAUUAAGUGCUUCUCCCAUCUUCACUCCUACCCCCAUUUCUAAUGAAAAGUCUGUUCUAUACUCUUUUUUUAAGAUUCCCACUAAAAAUAUCGAAGGUCAGAUGACACCCUAUUAUCCUGUGGGAAUGGGAAAUGGUACACCUUGUAGUUUGAAACAGAACCGGCCCAGAUCAAGUACUGUGAUGUACAUAUGUCAUCCUGAAUCUAAGCAUGAAAUUCUUUCAGUAGCCGAAGUUACAACUUGUGAAUAUGAAGUUGUCAUUUUGACACCACUCUUGUGCAAUCAUCCUAAAUAUAGAUUCCGAGCAUCUCCUGUGAAUGACAUAUUUUGCCAAUCACUGCCAGGAUCACCAUUUAAGCCCCUCACCCUGAGACAGUUGGAACAGCAGGAAGAAAUUCUAAGGGUGCCUUUCAGGAGAAAUAAAGAGGAAGAUUUGCAAGCAACUAAAGAAGAGAGAUUUCCAGCAGUCCACAAACCCAUUGCUGUUGGUUCUCAGCCUAUGCUCACUGUUGGAACAACACACAUAUCCAAACUGACAGAUGACCAACUUAUAAAAGAGUUCCUUAGUGGUUCUUACUGCUUUCACGGGGGUGUUGGUUGGUGGAAAUAUGAAUUCUGCUAUGGCAAACAUGUCCAUCAAUACCAUGAGGACAAGGAUAGUGGGAAAACUUCUGUGGUUGUCGGGACAUGGAACCAAGAAGAGCAUAUUGAAUGGGCUAAGAAGAACACUGCUAGAGCCUAUCACCUUCUAGACGAUGGUACCCAGACAGUCAGGAUGGUGUCACAUUUUUACGGGAAUGGAGAUAUUUGUGAUAUUACUGACAAACCAAGACAGGUGACUGUAAAACUAAAGUGUAAAGACUCAGAUUCUCCUCAUGCUGUUACUGUAUAUAUGCUAGAGCCUCACUCCUGUCAGUAUAUCCUUGGGGUUGAAUCUCCAGUGAUCUGUAAAAUCUUAGAUACUGCAGAUGAAAACGGACUUCUUUCUCUCCCCAACUAAAGGGUAAUAAAGUUCAGGGGAAGAAAAGAACA